GAAACAACCUUUCUGCAGCAUUCCAAAAUCUUGCAUAGAAAGAAGAAGAAGAAGAAGAAAGGAGUGAAACGGAAAAGAUGAAAGAGUUGAGGAGAUUAGGAAAGCGGCGAGUCCAUCCAAUUUCAGUUUGGCUAAAAGCCAAUUCAAGAAGAAAAAUCCAUCAGAUUGAAAAAAAAAAAAUGGAAGAGAUUACGAGCAUCUUGAUUGUCUUUACUACAACUACUACUAAACUUUCAUCAAAUUCAGCAACACCCAUUUGCCCUAUUCACUAUCCUAACCCUACAGCAUACAGAAAAAAAACCAUCUUUGUUCCGCCGACUCAUAGAAUCCUUCAAUUUUAAUCUCUUUUUCUGGUUCGACAUUCAUUUGAAGAUUCUUCUUAUACAUCAUGGAUGACUGUGGUGGUAGUCAACAUGAAGGGCUCAUUGGUACUGUAAGAAAGGAAAGAAGCCAGACGCUGCAGCGACCUAGGACAGAGAAUCUGACAGUUCCUGGAUGCCAUCAUCACUCACCCCAGACAUCACUUUCAGAUAAUGUUGAUAGUGUCUCUAGUGAUGAGUAUAAUGAUGAUGCUAAUGCAGGAGAGAGAAUCUACAACCUCAAUCUCUCUAUAUCUAGAGAUUCUUCUGCUAACAGGUUUAAAGGUGAUUAUUCUUCUAUAAAGAACAAGGAGGAUGGGGGAUCUAGCGCUACAUAUGAUAAUGCACGUGGGGGAGAUGAUACAAAUCCCAGGCAUGGUGCGUCUGUUAGGCAGUUAGGGAAUGCUGGGGAUGAUGUGGCUAAUGAUAGCAAGCUAAAAAAGUUGAAGCUGGAAGCUGGUGGAGUGACCCGCAUUAUUCAAACCAAAAAUAGUUCUGAUGGAUCAUCUGGCAGUUUGUUGUCUUUUAAAAGUGCACAACCUUCUGAUGCCUCCCAACCUCUGCAGAAUCUCACUCAGGACAAUUCAAGUGAAGAUGGUCCUCUUGCAGAUAAGAAAAGUGUGUCGAAAGGAAUUUUGUGCGAGGAUUUCCCAGGAGGAACUUUUGGUGCUAGCAAGAGCGAUAUGGAGAAGAUGCCGAUGAAGAAUGUGCUUGUUUUGGAUGGGCUUGAUGAGGAUGAGGAUGAGGAUGAGGAUGAGAUUCACUACAUGGAGAAGCUUAAUUUGGGCAGAGAAAUAACUAAGACAAGAAGUCUUUCUCGGGGUUUGAAGGUCGAUAAAUAUGAAAUGUUGGAAGAUGUUGGAAGGUCAGGCAAAGAAAUUAAAAGAAUAUCAAAUCCAGCUUCUGAGUAUACUGAUUAUGGAGAGGAAGAACUAGUGUCUGAUUAUGAGGAGGAAGAACUAUUGUCUGAUGGAGAGGCCAAGCAGACAAAGAAGAAGGAGAAACAAAUGGGGGAGUCCUAUGAGACACCAGUUGAAACAAAGAGCGAAAUACGUCUUACAACACGACAACGGGCUCUUCUGUCAGGCAAAGAAGUUAAAACAGUAUCAAAUAGAGGUUCUGAGUAUCCUGAUUAUGAGGAGGAAGAACUAUUGUCUGAUGGAGAAGCCAAGCGGACAAAGAAGAAGGAGAAACAAAUGAAGGAGUGCGAUGAGACACCAGUUGAAACAAAGAGCAAAAUUAGUCUUACAACACGACAACGUGCCCUUCUGUCAAGAAGGGAUUCGUCUGCUACUUCUGUGAAUCAGAUUGGAUAUUCUUACGGUUGUCCCCCAGCACCACCUCAAAAACAAAAGGAGAAGCUCUCAGCAGUUGAGCAGGAACUGAAAAAAACAAAGGCUGCUCAGAGACGUAGAAUACAGCAUGAGAAGGCAGCUCGGGAAUCAGAGGCUGAGGCAAUUAGAAAAAUACUAGGUCAAGAUUCCAACAGGAAAAAGCAAGAAGAGAAAAUAAAGAAGCAGCAGGAAGAGUUGGCACGGGAGGAGGCUGCCAAAGAGCUUGCACCAAACACUAUCAGAACAGUUAUGGGCCCUGCUGGAACUACUGUUACAUUUUCUCACGAUAUGGGUUUGCCAAGUAUUUUUGACUCUAAGCCUUGCAGUUAUCCUCCCCCUCGUGAAAAAUGUGCUGGUCCUUCCUGUGUGAACCCAUUCAAGUACCGGGAUUCGAAGUCAAACCUUCCUCUUUGCAGUCUCAAGUGCUACAAGGCAAGUCAUGAAAAAAUGCAGGAUUAGAAGACCUGCUAUCAUUGUUGUGACAUAUGCAGGAUUUUGGAUUAGCACAGUGAUUCAGAACAUAGCUGGGAAUGGUUUGUUGAGGAGAGGGCUAUUCUUUCUUGUUGGUUACUAUUUUCUUUUAUAUUUACUCCAUGGAUCAUCUUCCAAAACUAUUGGUCAUAUUAUGGUCUGUUUUAGCCUUUCCAUUCAAACAUUCUUGAACACUUCAUAUCCUUGCUUUUAUGGGAAGUCGUAUUCGCUUCAA
Solanum dulcamara is the source of this 2399-nucleotide messenger RNA. RefSeq lists its product as uncharacterized. Gene Ontology annotation, cellular component: Ino80 complex. The record is from RefSeq and is a predicted model, not a curated record. Bases 389 to 2152 code for a protein of 587 amino acids. The transcript has 8 exons. Gene Ontology annotation, biological process: chromatin remodeling. Lineage: Eukaryota; Viridiplantae; Streptophyta; Magnoliopsida; Solanales; Solanaceae.